Messenger RNA from Lolium perenne, 1229 nucleotides. RefSeq lists its product as uncharacterized. Gene Ontology annotation, molecular function: calcium ion binding. NCBI's taxonomy places the organism in Eukaryota, Viridiplantae, Streptophyta, Magnoliopsida, Poales, Poaceae. The record is from RefSeq and is a predicted model, not a curated record.
GAAGAUGAAAGAUGGCCAGUUCUCUCUUAGAAGAAAAAAAAAUAUCACAGGGUAAAUUACUGGUCCGCCGCUGCCUCGCCAUGGCGGGAGAAGACCAGCCGUUGACGGACUACGAGAAGGAGCGGCUGUCGCGGAUACGGGAGAACGAGGCCCGCCUCCAGGCCCUCGGAAUCCGCCGCCUAGCUGCGUCCCCACUCCUCAACCAGCCGUCCUCAGCGGCAGCGGCGGCGGCCAAGAGGAAACAGAAGAAACGAUCCGACGAUGUGGAUGAGGAAUACCUCCCGUCCGAUGAGAGCGGCGGUGAGGAGGAGGCACACGGGGAGAGCUCAUCGGCCAGCGACGAAUACGACGGCAAGGAGACCAAGGCUUCCUCUAGGUCUCGGCAAAAGGGAAAGAAAAAGAAGCUAUUGAACUCAGGAAGCUCUUCUAAAAGUACCUUUAGAGAAGAGGGUGUUCCUGUCACUGACUUCAUGGAUGAAGACGCAGCCUUACAGCAGGCAAUUGCACUCUCCUUAGCAGAGCCUUCGCAAAAUUCCGUGACAGCAAUUGGUGCAGAAACUUCAAGCGCAGGAGUGAAAGGAAGGAAAGGCACUCCAUGCGAAAAUAAGAACAACACACCUAUUCAAGACUCAGCUAAAAACAGGAAGACUAAGAAGCAGGUCAGGAGCAGAAUACAACUGUCAGAAGAUGAUGUGGUGGCAUUCUUCUUCUCAUUUGAUGAAGCAAGAAAAGGGCAUAUCACACCCUGGGAUCUUGAGAGAAUGGCCAAUGUAAAUGAUUUCAUCUGGACAGAUUCUGAGAUAUCUAAGAUGAUCCAGUGCUUUGAUAGUGACAGAGAUGGGAAGAUAAACCUCGAGGACUUCCGCGCCAUUGUAUCCCGAUGCAACAUGCUGCAGGAGCCUGGGCAGUGAAGGUAGGACAUGAUCAUUACUCGAGGAGUCUUUGCAAACAGAUGGUGCCUUCACAAAUCCUAACUGGAGGCAGCAGUAUGAGUUGGAAGCUCAAAAGGGGAUGCAGAUUGCACAGUUAAGGAAAGCCCCAGGACCAACUUGGGAUGAUAGCUACUCCAGCAUAGAUGUAGGUUAAUUCGUCAUGUACUUGUUGAGUACUAACGGGAGUACUGCUGCUGUUAUGAUGAGAAUUACGAGUUCAUCGUGCUCUCAUUUGCUACUGUUCUACGGCAAGUGCGCACAUGGGCAUUGAAUUAAGCAAGAAUCCAUUGAACCGUC